Molecule: messenger RNA, 1254 nt
Organism: Carya illinoinensis
Lineage: Eukaryota; Viridiplantae; Streptophyta; Magnoliopsida; Fagales; Juglandaceae
Exons: 8
Coding region: 367-1068 (233 amino acids)
Biological process (GO): transcription elongation by RNA polymerase II
Cellular component (GO): nucleus; elongin complex
Source: RefSeq, a predicted model, not a curated record
UUUUUUUUAAUCGUGGGGGUGGGCAAUUUUAGUUGAUAACUAGUAGUUAGAAACCCGCCAGCGAAACGCGUUCGCUCGGUGCAUGUCAGCUCAACGGUCAACGUCAUCCGCCUUCGUGAGCAACUAAAUCGAACCUCACCAUCGUCGUCGUCGUCGUCAAGCCGGCGGACGUUAGCAGAUACCCGUUAGAAUAUCUGCCUCUUUGUUCCAAGUGCAUGGGUUUGGGUUUAUGUAAGUAAAAUGAAAACCCCGAAGCCGAUGGUAGUCUGAAGGGCUAUUCUCUCUCCGGCGAUUCUCAUCUACGAUUCUACGACUCCGGUUAUUCGCUUUAGUGGAGCAUAUCUGGACUAGAAGAGGUAAAAAAAUAUGCCCGAGAAAGAAAUGGUAGUGAUUGGAAGGAAAGUGACUCCCUCAUUAGUUGAUCUCUGUGUUAAGACAGCAAUAGAUAAUGUAAGGUACCUUGGGGAUGUUGGCGAAACGGAUCUAGAUCUUCUUGGUCAAAUUUUACCACAUUGUACAGUGGACCAAUUGAUGCAUGUGGAGAAGUGUUCAGAAGGAAGAGAUUUAAGUCCAGUUACUGACAAGCUGUGGAAGAGAUUUUAUGAAAAGCAGUUUGGUACAAGAAACACAGAGAAAGUUGUAGAGAGGAUGGCCAAAAGUUUGAAUUCAUAUAAAUGGAUCCGUUUGUAUGAGGCAAAAUCAGAAGCCGUUGCUGAGCAUGAGAAGAAAGCAGCUGCCCGAAUUAAGCAACUAUACAAGAAAGAAAAUGCACGCAAACAAAGCCGGCAAGUUCAGCUUUGCACCAAGGUUCCACCUUCAAAAUAUAAAAGAAGUUUUUAUGGUGGCGGUGGACCUGGCCACAAUGUUUCAAACCAUAAGAGCAACUUGAUGAAGAAGUCAAAAAUAGAAUUUCUUAACAGUCAUGAGGUGAAGAAUAUUGCGGCUAUGAAGAAAAAGCAGUACCAGAAACAUGAUGGUGCCUCUCCCACGAUGAAACAAGCUCGGUUUUGUGGAAUAUAUGCAGCUACAACUUCUAAACUUUUCAAGCCUGUACACAGAAGAACAUAGAAACAUGCAUUUCUGACUCUUGGCAUUGCUGUGGAGAAUUCUAUUUUGGACGUUAUCCUUGCUAAGCUUUGCAACAUUUCUGAACAAUCUGGGGUAAACGGCGAUCAUUUUAUUUCUCCUUUGUUUAUACUUGUGCCUUCCGCCUUUGUUACUAUCCUAAAUGAAGAAGAUUUGGUUGUUUUACUA